GCAUGCUGCUUUGAAGGAAGCGGAUUGUUGGCAAGAAAACUUGGGUUUACAACUCAAAAAAAUUGAACUAAACAGUGGUGCGGCAGGGGAACUCUCCUAAACUUCUUCCAUGCCCUUUCAUUCUGAGACAGAUGACAAGGAACAUGGAAGCAACACAAGAAUUCUCCUCAGUCCCAAAAGUCCAACUUCAACAGAAGUAUUGGGUAACAGAAGAUAGUAAAGCUAAACUGCUGGCGGUUGGUGCCAAAUGUUUGGAGCUAGUCACUCACAGAGAACAUUAUUACGAUACUACUUCAGAUGACCUAGCAAUGGCUCAAUUAUGGCUUAGUCAAAGAAAUCAACAGUGGCAUCUUAUACUAGAAUCUCAGGAGCAGAUGGAUAGAGAUAAUGUUGCAAACCAGAACAAACCAGAAAAUAUUCAGAGUGCGAAACCUACUGUCUAUGAAGAAAAAAAGCAAACACAAUUUGAGCCUAACAAUCAAAAUGACCAGCAACUUGAUUUGAUUGAAACAGAUAGUAUAUAUACAUGUGCAGCAGCCAGUUCUGCAUAUACUGAACUAGUGGGGGAGAGAGAGAUAAUUACACAUCUGGCAGACUUUCUUAACAUAGAUUUGAAAUUUGAGGAUGAAGCAAACAUGACCAUGGAAGACUUUCUGCAGAAGGCUGGUAUCCAGCAUUAUGCAAGCAAUCAUGUUAUUAAUCAAAUAACAUAUAAACUGUGUGACCAGUACACAAUUAUAAUUCAAAGGGAUGAAAGCUCUUUGAAGGAGUCUGCAACUAUAUUGUUAGAUAUGGAUAUUUUAAAUAUUUGCAAAGGCUUUGAAGAAAUGGAAAAAAUAGCGAAUUACCUGGAAUUUGAACAUCAAGCACUUCAAAGUGAACAGGAACUGCUCAUGUAACAAAAAAACCCACCAUGAGACCAAGUCCUUCAAAUUUGUGAACUAUUUUCUAAGAAAUGGUUUAAGGAUAUGAUUACCAGAUCAAUACAUUUUUUGCCCCUUUAAAUUUAAAUCCAGUGCAGUGUGUAACAAAAUCUUAUGCAGCUUGGAAAUACAGAUUUAUGGCAAUGGCAGCAGUACAACUGAUUAAUGCCAACCGUGAUCUAUGAAUAGCACUGUUAACAGCUGCUGGAGGAAAUACAUUCUAGAGAGCCCCACUAAAACGAACUGCUUAAGAUUAGUUUCCUAUUUUCAAAACUGCAAAGGCUACAUCUUGGUUCAAUUAAAUAAAUCCCUCAAUCAACCAACCCUAAUCUUUUCAUUUAACAGUUUUAGACAAAAAACACAUUUCCUGCAGAAAAAAAUCUGUCUUCAGCAAACUAGAAUCUCAAUAGCUAUGAGCAAAUAGCUUAAAAUAUUUUGCAUUUUUUACAGUGAAUACAUUGCCACUUGAAAGAGCUCCUACACUUACACUAUGCAAAAGCAUUUAAAUGAGACUUUUUUAUUUUAAAGCAAAAUUCAUCGCAACAUUUUUAUUAGAACUGUUAAUGCAAGCUUGAUCUUUCACUGCACAACCCUUAUAUAUAAAGAGGAGUCAUAGCUUGAAGCCUAUAUUACAGCUGCUGGAUACAUGUGCAGGAAAGUCAUGCAUAUCCUUGAAUCUCUCUCAUUCACAGCAUGAUGUGCAAAAUUGUUUUGUUUACCUGUCAAACAAAAAUCCAUUUUAUCUGCCUCUUAAGAAAAGAAUCAUAUGACACAUUCUCUCUUUAACAUGCCCUCAGUUGUGAUUCAGCAUUUCAUUCACUACUUUGGUGGUAGUAGUAUACAGUCGUACCCCCGAAGUUGAACGGAAUCUGUUCUGGAAGUACAUUUGACUUCCAAAAUGUUUGGAAACCAAGGCGUGGCUUCCAAUUAGCUGCAGGAAGAUUCUGCAGCCAAUCGGAAGCUGCGGAACCCGCACCAGACGUUCAGGUUCCAAAUAACGUUUGGAACUGGAGCACUAACGUCCGGGUUUGUGGCGUUCAGGAGCUAAAAUGUUCGACUUGCAAGGAGUUCGACUUCCGAGGUACAACUGUACUACUGUACUUCAACCAUACUGCUACUACUAUUAAAAUCCAGAAGAGCUGCAUGAGUUGGCCCUGUUUUCACUUUAGAGACUAGUGUAUCAUGAGGCAUUUUCCCAUGCUUUUACUCAUAUGUUUAGAGGAUAAUUUUUCAAGGAUCCCAACCAAAUUUGAAUUAAAAUUUCAGUGUUCAUAGUCAUGUCAGCAUUUUACUCUCUACUAUUUUUGUUGCUGAAUUCUGAAGAAAUGAUGAAAGAAAAUAAGAUGAGGCUAUUUCAAUGGCAUCUUAACUCAGGAAUAAAAAUGGCUGUAAAGCAUAGGACUGUGACAGUUUAUCACUAUAGUGCAGUUAGAGAACAUUUUAAGAUGCUAUUGUAAUGGAAUUAUUUGACUAUUAUAAUUGGCUGUGAUUUCAGAAGAAUGCAGUCCACCUUUAUCUAUCAUUUUACAAGCUUUCAGACUGCUUGCACUAGCUUUCAGACACCUGUUGGCUUGUUUUCCUCGAAAACAAGCCAUGUACAAUGCAACUUCAAUGAACAACAAAUAUUCAGGGUCUAUCAGGUUACUUUAUCUGAUAAUAUGUGCAUUGUUUAAUACUGAUAAAACAUUUUAAAGGACAAUUUUCCACCUGUCAUCUCUAACCAAUUCAAUGAUUAAACCUGAAGUUUUGCUACUGGAAACCAAUGUUUAAAAAACAGUUUCAUGCUAAGCAUUCAUGUAAAACUACCAAGAGAUCUAAACAAUAUUCUUGCCUAUGCUGAAUCACUUUACAAUCCACCAAUUUUUGAAAUAUAAUACUUAACAGGUUUCUAGCACAAUU
Molecule: messenger RNA, 2822 nt
Organism: Podarcis raffonei (Aeolian wall lizard)
Lineage: Eukaryota; Metazoa; Chordata; Lepidosauria; Squamata; Lacertidae
Exons: 2
Coding region: 132-899 (255 amino acids)
Biological process (GO): thiamine diphosphate metabolic process; dephosphorylation
Molecular function (GO): thiamine triphosphate phosphatase activity; magnesium ion binding
Source: RefSeq, a predicted model, not a curated record